AUGUCAAAUAAAAAGCAAAAGAAACAAGAAAAGAAAAUAUCUCGUAAAUCAAUUCAUUACAUUCAACUUCGAACUCAUCGACAAUGGCCCAAUCAAUUGAAUUAUAUGUCUCAUUUAGAAGUAUAUAAUUCGAAAAUAAAACCGAUAACAUAUGAUAUUGAUCGUCUUUUAAAUAACAAAUGGAUUCAUAUUCGACAACCACAAGUAAUUAAUCAAUUCAAUGAAAUUUAUCAACAAGAAAUUAAAAAUUAUUUUUUGCAUAGAAUAAAUUUAAUUGAUUAUAAAUAUUCUUGUUUAAAUAAUCAAUUUGAUGAAAAUAAUAAAUUUAUACGAGAAGUUUUUCUUCGUUCAAGUGAAAUAAUAGAUCAUCUAUUAUAUUUAUAUAAGCAAAUAGAAAAUAGUGAACGUCAAAUUUAUGAAGAUCAUUUAAAUAUAUUAAAAUAUGAAUUUGAACAAGAACAAAACUCUUUAAAACAUUUAUUUAUUGAUCAACAUUUUAAUGAACUUGAUAAUCAAAUAAAUAUUUUAAAUGUUAUUGAACAAGAAGAUAUUAUUAAACAAUUUAUACAAUUUCAAUUUGAUAAACAACAAUUAGAAGAAAAAUUUGUUAAAGAUAUCACUAUGUUACAUGUUAAUUUUAAAACACAAACUGAUUUUUUAAGAUCAACUAUAAAUAAAGUUAGUUUUAAUAAAAUACUUUUAUUUAUUCAAGAUUACCUCAAUAAUUAA
Rotaria sp. Silwood2 is the source of this 729-nucleotide messenger RNA. Lineage: Eukaryota; Metazoa; Rotifera; Eurotatoria; Philodinida; Philodinidae. The record is from the annotation of a GenBank genome assembly.